UUCCCUCCGUUUCCCACGAGUCGGUCUUAGGAGACGAUCCUUGCGUCGACUUAAGCCCUUCUCUCUCUGUUUCACGGCGUUCGUUUUCUCCUGAUCUGAGCCAUGUCGCUGCUCCUGAGGCGACUCUCCUCCCACGUUUCUUUCUCGUCGCUGAGCGCUCCUGGUCGUCUUCGCAGUGCCUUCCCGGACGCCAUCAAUGGCCACCGUCGCUUUCCAUUUGGCGCCGCCGCUGCCCUCACCGCUGGAGUCGCCGUCUACUAUUACUCUUCCUCACCCACCGUCGCUCAACUUGACCCCAAGACUGAUGAAUCAAUUAUUAAAGUCGCCCUGGACCCUGAAAAAUGGUUAGAAUUCAAGCUUCAAGAAACUGCAAGGGUCAGUCAUAACACUCAAUUAUUCAGGUUCUCAUUUGAUCCUACUGCCAAACUAGGUCUGGAUGUUGCUUCUUGCAUUCUCACAAGGGCUCCAGUUGGAGAAGAAUCAGAAGGGAGGAGAAAAUAUGUGAUUCGUCCGUAUACUCCCAUAUCAGAUCCGGAUUCAAAAGGUUACUUUGAUUUAUUAAUCAAGGUAUAUCCAGAUGGGCAAAUGAGUCAGCAUUUUGCAACCUUACAGCCAGGCGAUGUUGUUGAAGUUAAAGGGCCAAUUGAGAAGCUCAGAUAUAGCCCAAAUAUGAAAAAGAACAUUGGAAUGAUCGCAGGGGGCACAGGUAUUACACCAAUGCUGCAGGUUAUAAAGGCUAUUUUGAAGAAUCCUGAUGAUAACACCCAGGUAUCCUUGAUUUACGCUAACAUAUCACCAGAUGAUAUCUUGCUGAAAGGGGAACUUGACAGACUCUCUACAAGCUACCCAAAUUUGAAGGUAUUCUACACAGUGGAUAAGCCUUCCAAAAACUGGAGAGGAGGUACAGGAUAUGUAUCAAAGGACAUGGUUUUAAAAGGCUUACCGAGUCCUGGAGAAGAGACACUGAUACUCGUAUGUGGUCCCCCAGGUAUGAUGAAGCAUAUAUCUGGAGACAAGGCAAAAGACAGGUCGCAAGGCGAGCUCACCGGCAUACUUAAGGAGCUGGGAUAUAGCGAAGAGAUGGUCUACAAAUUUUGAGCCUGAAAUUAUGCAAGAUUGAGAAGAUGCUUCUUGUUGGUUGUCUGAUGCCCGCGGGAUUUCUCCGCUUAAACCAACCAUGUUAGAUAGAAUAAGCGAUCGACAAGCUUGGAACAAUUUGCCAUUCCACAGAAUCCUUUUCACGCUAUUGAAUAAAGCUUGUUUUACAUACUGCUGAA
Molecule: messenger RNA, 1277 nt
Organism: Musa acuminata AAA Group (dessert banana)
Lineage: Eukaryota; Viridiplantae; Streptophyta; Magnoliopsida; Zingiberales; Musaceae
Product: NADH-cytochrome b5 reductase-like protein
Exons: 13
Coding region: 103-1098 (331 amino acids)
Molecular function (GO): cytochrome-b5 reductase activity, acting on NAD(P)H
Source: RefSeq, a predicted model, not a curated record